Molecule: messenger RNA, 1002 nt
Organism: Rhagoletis zephyria (snowberry fruit fly)
Lineage: Eukaryota; Metazoa; Arthropoda; Insecta; Diptera; Tephritidae
Gene: Not11
Product: CCR4-NOT transcription complex subunit 11
Cellular component (GO): CCR4-NOT complex
Source: RefSeq, a predicted model, not a curated record
GGACUGUGUUGCCACAUCUAAAAACCAAACGUGAAAGUAGGAUCAACAGAAAAUACGGUUAUAAGGAAAAUACCAUAAGUAUUUUGUUUCAUCAUGAAGAGAGGAAACAUUGAUUUAAGUAACGAACUGCCCAUAAACGUUAUUUCGAGUGUAAUGAACUGCAUAUCAUCAUCGAAUAAUUUUCGCUGGUCACCUGAAAGUAACGAUAAUUUAUCUACACCAUAUAGAGGAAUCAUGAGCAGCAAACAAAUAAUUAGUCCUGAAAUACUUUCUUUGGCUCCUCCGCUGAUGGACUUUGAAGAUGAACUGAUUUGGUUUGAUAAUGUAGGGAAGCGCAAUGAUAACAUAUUUUAUGAUAACUCCAAUUGUAUUGAUGAAUACUCUAAACAACUUGUAUCUAUGGCUUUCCAUCAGCCCUUGACACCGCACGAACAAAAAACUUUGUUGGAAGAGGUCUCGAAGCACAGGAAUUUUGUAUAUCAAAUAGGAUUAACUCCAUCAAAGUUGCCUCAGCUUGUGGAAAAUAAUCCACUAAUAUCAAUAGAAAUUUUACUACGACUAAUGAAGACGGUGGAAAUAACGGAAUAUUUUAACGUUUUGGUACAAAUGGAUAUAACAUUGCAUUCAAUGGAAGUAGUUAACAGGCUUACCACUUCUGUGGACUUACCUACAGAGUUUAUACAUUUGUAUAUUAGCAACUGCAUAUCUACAUGUGAAACUGUUAAGGACAAAUACAUGCAAUCUCGUCUGGUGCGCCUAGUUUGUGUCUUUUUGCAGUCACUUAUAAGAAACAAAAUUAUUAAUGUAAAGGAAUUACUUAUUGAAAUCGAAGCUUUCUGUGUCGGCUUCAGUCGUAUAAAAGAGGCUGUAGGCUUAUAUCGCCUUUUGAAGAACUUGGAGCUCGGUGAUCAUGGGUCUAAUGCCAACUCCGGAAGUUUAUCAUAUUCUACAAAUAAAAGCGAGAGCAUAUCACCGAAAUGAGAAUAAAUAAUUGUUAUUGAC